This is a messenger RNA of Achroia grisella, 987 nucleotides long. RefSeq lists its product as uncharacterized. Bases 153 to 587 code for a protein of 144 amino acids. The transcript has 3 exons. Lineage: Eukaryota; Metazoa; Arthropoda; Insecta; Lepidoptera; Pyralidae. The record is from RefSeq and is a predicted model, not a curated record.
UUAUAUGAGAAAAAGAGCCCGAGAUUUAUUGAUUCAAAAACUUAAUUAAUUUAACAUUAGUGAAACGUUUGAAUCUCAGGAAGCGAAAUGGAAUUUCAGAUAAUAAAUUAAAACCGUAUUAAUAUAGUUUUUAUAUAUAAACUGAAAUAAUCAUGACCAAUUACUGUAUAAUUAUUGCUGUAACUCUACUGACUUUUAUUAUAACAUUCACAAGAGUGUCCAGCCUAGAAUGUUAUGUUUGUGAAAACCAAGAGGACAAUGUUGAGAAAUGUGUAAAAACUAUAAAGACAUGUGAAUAUAAUCAAGAUGUUUGUUUGACUGAAAUUAAAUGGGGCAGUACACCUUACUGGUCUCAAGGCGCUAAGAAACAGUACUAUGUAUCCAAGAGAUGUUCUAACAAAACUGAAUGUGCAACUACCAGACAUCAUUAUAUGCCACUGUGUACGCACAUCUGGUACCAAGAUUGGGUGUGUUCAGAUUGCUGUCAAGGUGAUCGUUGUAACUAUUAUAUUAUUAGUGCCAGCACAUCAACUAAACCAAUAUUGAUUGGAAUUUCUGGAAUAGCACUACUAUCAAUUUUAUUUUAAGACAUUAAGCACACAUAGUUAACAGAUAAUAGUUUUACAAUAAAACUAUUAUCUGGAUGAACCUAAUAUAAUUAAUUGUAGCAAGGUAAUUUUAAGAAAUUUUAUUCCAUCCAAUUUAUUUUUGUAACUUGUUAUGUUUAUAUCAUAAAAUGCCUUAUAUACUUAGUUUUACACUAAAAGUAUGAUCUGGAGUAACCUAAUGUAGGUAAUUGUAAGAAAUCUUAUUCUGUCCAAUUAUUUUUUUGUAACUUUGUGAUGUCUAUAUAAGAUAAUGCCUUAUAUACUUAGUUUUGCACUAUAAGUAUUAUCGGGAGUAACCUAAUGUAGGUAAUUGUAAUGAAAUUUUAUUCCGUCCAAUUUUUUUUUUACUUGUAAUGUCUAUAUCAUGAAAUGCCUUAUA